Molecule: messenger RNA, 5340 nt
Organism: Plasmodium gallinaceum
Lineage: Eukaryota; Apicomplexa; Aconoidasida; Haemosporida; Plasmodiidae
Product: conserved Plasmodium protein, unknown function
Exons: 1
Coding region: 1-5340 (1779 amino acids)
Source: RefSeq, a predicted model, not a curated record
AUGAAUUAUUUCGAAGAAAAUGAAACAUACGGGAGAGGCAUCACUGAAAACAAUAAUUUGUUUUUAAGUUGUCGUAGUAAUGUAGAAAUAAAUAACGUUCAAAAAAUUAUGAUUAAUAAUUCAAACGAGCAAGUCCUACUAAAAGAGAAUGAUUUAUUCAAUAUACCAAGUAGCUUAUUCAAUAAUUACAAAAAAGAUGAAUAUCCUUUACAAGAAAAUAAAAGUAAUUUGAAAAGUCAUAAUACAAAUAACAACAUAGAAAAUUUAUGUGAUUAUAUAUCAAAAGAAGAUGAAGAGAAUAAUAUUUAUAAUUACAAUAAGAAAAAUAAUUCUGAUUUUAUUGAAGUAAGUUAUGAUAGCUUUUUAAAUGAUAGCUAUAAUAGGUCACAAAGCACUUUAAUUAAUUAUACAGACAACUCAGAUGAUGAAAAAAAAAUAUCCAUUAAAAAUAAUAAUGAACAAAAAAAUAUAUUAACAAAAAAUUGUUAUACUAAUAACAGUGAAGGUUUUCUGAUUGAUAAUUUAAGUUAUAACGAUAACACAGAUGAAAAAAAAAACUUAGAACAGAAUAACAAUUAUUCCAAUACAUUUGAUGAAACCUAUAUAAAUCAUAAAAAUAUAAAAAAUAAUAAUUUAUAUUAUAAUGAUUUAAUUAAUUGUUUUAGUAAUGAAGAUAAAAGUGUAAAUUCUAAAAAUAAAAUCAGUACGCAUAAUAGUUUUGAUAACAAAAGAAUUAAUUGUGUUAAUGAAGGUGAAUAUAGUUUCGAGAAUAUAAAGAAUUGUAAUACUUAUUAUGAAGAAGGAAAAGUUCUAAAAAAAAUUGACCUUGGAGUUUUAAGUAAUUCCAGUAACUCUUUGAGUUUUAAUGAGGAAAAUAAUGAAAAGAAAAAUAUGAAUAAUUUUAUAAACGAAAAAAAUUCAAUUCUUGAGUAUUUAAAUAACAAUUUAAAAAAUAAUAAAUUUGUUGAAAGUCUCAAUCAACUAGAAAAUCGUGAAUAUAUUGAAGAUAAAGAAUAUAUUAGUAAUAUUCAUGAUUUACAUAGUGUUAGAAAUUGCAAAAUUGAAAAAAGAUUAUUAAAUAAUAGUAAUGAUUUUACCAGUAAUGAUAACCAUUCAAAAAUAAAAGACAUUGUUAAAGACGACGAAGGGAAGAAUUAUAAGAAGUUAAAGAAAAAAAAGAAAAAAAAUAAGAAAGAUAAUAAUUUUUCAUGUUCUUCUGAAAAUACUGAAACGGAUUUUAAAAACAAUAAAAUAUAUGAAAUUCAUAAAAAUAACAUUAAAAAAGAAAAAGGUUAUAAAGGAGAUGAAUUGAGUGAUUGUGAAAGGAAUAUAACCUAUAAUUUUAACGUGGAAAAUAAUAAUUAUAGUUCCGAAAAGCUUGAUAAAUCUAUUAAUGGGAAUGAAAUUAUAUCAGAAGCAGGUUCCAAUAGAAAAAAUUAUUAUAAUGAAGAAGAUAAUAAUGAUAUAAAAAAAAGUAAAUUUCAUAUUUAUGAUUUUCAAGAUAACCAAAAUGACAGUAAUUACAUUGAUACAAACGAAGAAAAUUAUGAUUAUAUAUCAAAUAAUUCUGAUGAAUAUAAUGACAAAAGUGAAAAUUUAAAAGAUGUAUUUAUUCAAUAUAAAAAGUCUUUAGCGUAUUUUGAAAAGAGUUCAAUAAAUAGUGAUAAUAGCUCAUUAGGAUAUUAUGCAAAAUCAGAAAAAAGUGUGAAUAAUAAUAACGGUUCUGGAAAUGAAAAAAGUUUAUGUUGUAACAUAAAGGGAAAUCAAUCAAAUGCAAAUAAUGAAGUUAAAAAAAAAUUAAAACAAAAAAAAAUUCUUAAGAGAAGAAGUUCUCUUUCCACAAAUUUAAGUAUGAAUAGUAAUUUGUUAAAUAAUAAAUUUGAUUUACAUAUUAAUAUAAAAAAUGUAAAAGAUAAUAAAAGCAGAGAUAAACAAAUGAAAGAAAACGAAAUAAAAUCUAGAACAAGUUCAUUAAAUGAAAAUACACAAGCACUUAAAGAAAAAGGGAACAAUCAGUUAAGGGAUAGAUUUGAUAUAGAUCAAAUUAUUGAAAAAUCUAAUGAUUUUAUCAAUUGUAAAAUAGAUGAUGAAAAUAAAAAUAAAAAAGAAAGUGAAAUCAAUUAUAAUAAUAAAAAUGAUAAUGAAUAUAAAAAUGAAAAUUAUUCCUGUGAAAAUAAAUGUGAAUAUAAAGAUUUCGAGAAUGAAAAUAAUUUUAAUCGUGAACAUAAAGGUGAGAAUGUUGAAACAAAGAAAAAUGGUGAGGAUAUGAAAAAUAUUUGUGAUAAAGAGAAUAAAAAUGAGAAAAAUAGAAAUUUGAAGAAAGAAAAUUUUGAUAUUGAAAAUAAAUUGAAAUAUUUCAUUGACUUUAAAGAAGAAAAAGUAAAUAAUGAAAUAAGUAAUGAAAAAAAUUCACUAAAGAACAUUUUAGAUAUUAAUGAAAAAGAAAAUUAUGAAAAUUUUAAUUAUAAAGGAAAGAAAAAAAAAAGUAGUUCACAUAAUUUAUAUACUGAUUUAUAUGUUAAUAACAAUGAAGUUCAUAAUGUUUCUAAUAACAAUUAUAAUAUAGAUAUUAAUGAUAACAUUAAUAAAAAUAGUACUACUACUACUACUAAUAAUAUAUAUAAUAGUAAUAAUAAUAAAAAUAUUAAAAAGAACAACUCAAAUAAUAAUGUAAAUAAUAAUAAUAAUAAUUCUUAUAAUAAUAAUAGCUAUAAGGAUCCUGGUGAUAAUAAUAAUUAUUCUGGUAAUAAUAAAAAUAAUGAUUUUGAUAAUAAUGGUUAUAAUAAUUCAUAUAAUAAUAAUAGUAAUAAUGAUUCUAAUAAUAACAGUAAUAAUGAUUCUGAUAAUAAUAGUAAUAAUGAUUCUGAUAAUAAUAGUAAUAAUGAUUCUGAUAAUAAUAGUAAUAAUGAUUCUAAUAAUAAUAGUAAUAAUGAUUCUGAUAAUAAUCAGAAUAAGGAAUAUGAUAAUCUAAUUAAUGUUGAUUCUGAUAAUAAUCAGAAUAAGGAAUAUGAUAAUCUAAUUAAUGUUGAUUCUGAUAACAAUAAAAACAAUGAUUCCGAUAGCAAUAAUGAUUAUGAUAAUAAGAAGAAUGGUGACUUUGAUGUUAAUAAUAAUGAUAAAAUUGAUUAUGAUAAUAAAAAUAAUAAUAAUGAUGAUAACAAUAAAAACAGUGAUUCUGAUAGUAAUAAGAAUAGUGAUCCUUAUGUUAAUAAUAAUAAUGACUAUGAUAACAAUAAAAAUAAUGAUUGUGAUAGUAAUAAGAAUAAUGAUUCUUACGUUAAUAAUAAUAAUGAUUUUGAUAAUAAUAAAAAUAAUAAUUUUUCAAAUAAUAAUAGUUCUUCUAGUAACAAUUAUAAGCAUAACUCUGCUCAUGUAAAUAGCAAUAUAGAUUCUAUUGACGGUAAUAAAAUUCAUUCUUCUAACAGUAAUAUUAAUUCUUCUAAUGACAAUAAUAAUAUUGAUUAUACUUUUAAUAGCAAAAACAGCGAUCCUAGUAAUAAUGAUAUUUGUAAAAGUAUUUAUAACCUAAAUAGAAUUAAUAACGUACAUAAUGAUAAUAGUAUAAUUGGUAGUAAUAAUAAAAAUGUAAACUACGAUAUUAACAUGAACAAUCAUAUUAACGUUAAUAAUUAUAAUGAUGUAAAUAGCAAUAAUUGCGACAAUAAUAACAAAAGAAAUGAUAACAUUUCUCAAUUAAAUUAUGAAUGUACAGAAUUAUUAAAUGAAAUAAAAGAAUUAAAAAAUACUAUAGAAAAUAUGAAAAAGGAAAAAAUUCAUUUACUAGCUAAAUUUAAAGUAUACACGUUAAACAACAAAAAAGAACUAGAAGAAUUAAAGAUAAAAUGUGAAAAUAAAGAAAAAGAAAUUGCAAUAUAUAUAAAUGAGAUUAAAAAAAAAGAAGAAAUAGAAAAAUGUAAUAUAAAAUAUUGUAAUGAAAUAAAUAUUUAUAAAAACUCAUUAGAGAAACAAAAUGAAAUACAAAUAGAUUUAGUUAAAAAAAAUGAAUCAUUAAACGAUAUAAACACAAAAUUACAAAAAGAAAUAAUAUUACAUAUGGAAGAAAUAAAGAAAAUUGAAAAAGAAAAUAAUAUUCUCAAAAUGCAAAUAAAACAAAAAGAAGGGGAAAUCAGUAUAUUAGAAAAGAAUAAAAAAGAAGAGGCAUUAGAUUAUAACUUAAAUGAAAAUGAUGUUUUGUUUUCCAUUUCAACUGAUAAUAAUAUCUUAGUAUGCUUUAAAAAAAAUGAUGAGUUUUUUAUAUUACCUGAAGAUAUUUUUGACUCAAAAUAUAAUAAAAUUAAAAAACCUAUAUGCAUACAAGAGAAAUAUAAAAAUGAACUGAGUGAAUAUAAAAAAAUGGAAGAUUUAAAUAUAAAGAAAAUAAAAGAAGAAAAAUUAGAAAUUGAGAAAGAAUAUAAUGAAUAUAAAAUUAAAGUAAAUAAUUUAAUUAAUGAAGAUAAUGAAAAUUAUAAAAUAAUUGAAGAAAAAAAUUGCUUAAUUCAAGAAUUAAACAAUACUAUCUUGAAAUAUGAAGAAGAUAUUGAAACAUAUAAGAAAGAGAUAUCUAUUGUUAAUGAAAAAUGCAAAAUGCUUGAAUUAGAAAUAUGUAAAGAAAAAAAUAUAAGAGAUCAACAAAAUGUAGGUAUAUUGGAUUUAAAAAAGAAAAUUAAAAAAGAAAAAUUGGAGUUAGAAAAAAAAUAUAAAGAGACAUGUGAUCAAGAAAUUCAAAAAAAAAUAAACGAAAUGAAGGAGAUAUUUAAUAAUAAGGAAAAAUUAUUACAAGAACAAAUCGAAUCAUUACUUUAUAAAAUAGAAAAAUUAACUUUUUCAAAUGAAGAAAAAAGACAAACUAUUGAAAAUUUAGAAAAUUCAUACGAAACUACUGAAUUUAAAGAUAAUGUGAAUAAAAUAAAAAAAAAAAAUGAAUCGGAAGAUAUUGAAACAGAAUCUUUGAAGAACAGUAGUAAUUACGAGCAAUUAAAAGAAAUACAUUUAUGUGAAAAAUGUAAAGGUAGUAAUAAUGUAAACAUACCAAUAUAUCCAAAUGAAUACAAAAAGAUAAUAAAAAAAUUAGAGACAUACGAAUAUAUUAUAAAUGAAGAAAAGGAAAGUAAAAGAAGUCUGUUAGAAGAGAUUAAUACAUUAAAAAAUCAAAUAAAAAAUUAUGAAUCUAUAAAUGGAAAUUAUGAACAUAUUAUGUAUCAAAAAAACAUUCUUUUAAAUUUUAUUUCACAAAUACCAACUCGUAUCCAAAUUGAUGAUUAUGUUUCAGUUAUUUAUAAUUCAUUUAAUUUUUCAAAUGAAGAAAUAGAAUUAAUUAAUUCAAAAAGAUCAAAAAAAUAA